Molecule: messenger RNA, 1299 nt
Organism: Cuscuta campestris
Lineage: Eukaryota; Viridiplantae; Streptophyta; Magnoliopsida; Solanales; Convolvulaceae
Source: the annotation of a GenBank genome assembly
UAAACCCUGGCUUGUCAAGGCACACCACCCCAUCGGCCAUCGCCAAAGAGGUCGCGGAUAGGGUUAUUACCUCCACUUUUAGCAGAUUUCUAUUCGGUCUACGGGAAUUCACAAUGUCACGAAGAUACGAUAGCCGCACAACAAUCUUCUCUCCAGAAGGCCGUCUGUACCAGGUGGAAUACGCAAUGGAGGCAAUUGGGAACGCCGGGAGCGCCAUAGGCAUACUAUCAAAAGACGGGGUCGUUUUGGUCGGCGAAAAAAGGGUCACUUCCAAGCUUCUCCAAACCUCCACCUCCACCGAGAAGAUGUACAAGAUCGACGACCAUGUGGCGUGCGCCGUUGCAGGAAUCAUGUCAGACGCCAACAUCCUCAUCAACACAGCCAGGGUCCAGGCCCAGCGCUACACCUACGCUUACCAAGAACCGAUGCCCGUGGAACAACUGGUCCAGUCGCUGUGCGACACCAAACAAGGGUACACCCAGUUUGGAGGGCUGCGUCCUUUUGGGGUGUCCUUCCUCUUUGCAGGGUGGGACAAGAACUACGGGUUCCAGAUGUACAUGAGCGACCCGAGUGGGAACUACAGUGGGUGGAAGGCUGCUGCGAUUGGGGCAAACAAUCAGGCGGCGCAGUCCAUGCUGAAACAGGACUACAGGGACGAGAUCACGAGAGAGGAGGCUGUUCAGCUUGCCCUUAAGGUCCUUAGCAAGACGAUGGACAGCACGAGUCUGACCUCCGAGAAGCUUGAACUGGCUGAGGUGUUCCUCUGCAAGGACAAAGUUAAGUACCUGGUUCACCCACCUGAGUCUUUGAAUAAGUUGCUUGUGAAGCUUGGCUUGACCCAACCCACUUCGGAGGAGGAGACCUAAACCUCUGCUUGCUCUUCUUCUUCUUCUAUUUCCUCUGUUUACUGCUCUAUAAUAUAUUCUGAUUUCUGGACUUUGAUUUGUUUUGUUUUGUUUUGUUGAUGAUGAUCACACAUUAUUGUGUGGUGGAUAUGAAAUCAAAAGAAAAGUGUGAGAUGCACUCAUUUAACUCUAAUCCCACUGUUUCUAUAUUAGUGUCCUUUUAAAGCGGUCUUGAGGUUUAAGAAAAAUAAAAAUGAUAUAAUUUCUUUCAUGUAUGGCCUAUAAAUUGGCUUUUCUAUGGAAUAAUAUAUCAUUAAGUUCUUCUCUGAUUCCUCUGUUGAUUUCCUGAGUUCUCCAAUUUAUAUUAGUUUCAUAUAUUUCUUCUUAUUAAGGUUGCUCACAACCUGUUUGAUAAAAGUUCCCAAAGAAACCCAGUCUACAUUUGGUAUCAGAG